UUCCCCUUUCUCAUUUGCCCUUGUCCUGUCAUCUCUCACCUAGCUCUGGCGGUGCGGUCCAACCGGUCACACCCCUUCCCACCCCCUCCAGUCCCCUUGCUGAGCCAUCUUUUUAAAAUGCAAAUCUGUUAUUGUCACUCCCUACUUAAACCCUCUGUGGCUUCCUGUGCCCUCAGGCUAAAGCCUGCCCUGUCACCCCUGGCGUCCUGCAGCCCCCUCUCAGGCCUCCCCUCCCCCCUCACUACUCUGCCUCUCUCAGCUCAAAUCCCUUACACUGCUCUGCCCCCUCUCUGGAACUCUUCCUACUUCCCUUCCUCCGAGAGACCUGUCUUCACUGCCAGCUGUACCCCUCCUGCCCCACCCCUCCCACCCUCCAUCCCAGUACUCAACACUGGUUUGUAACUCUGAUUAUACUCCUUCCCACUAAACUCAAAGCUCAAGGGGGCAGCACCAGUGUCUGACUUGCUCCCUGUGUGUCCAAGUGCCUGACACAGUGCUUGGCAUGACAUAGGAGCUCGAUAAGUAUUUGUUGAAUGAAUGAAUGAAUGAAUGAAUGAAUGAUGAGAGUGAAGGAGGCCUUGCUUAGGUGCAGGAAGCAGUCACUGUCAGGUGCAAUUUCCCUUCUGCAGAAGCAAUUGCCUCACAUAGCCAGCAAACAUUUGGCACCUACCCAGUGCCAGGCCCUGGAGGCCAAGGCUGAGGAACUGUCCCCUCCCCCAGGAUCACUUUCAGAGGGAUGGGUGGGGGAGGGGUGUGUCUGUGCUCUCUGGGCUGCCUAGGCUGUUUUUCCAGCCAAUCCCAGUGGGGGCUGGAGGUGCUCAGAGAUGCCCUCCCCUUCUCCCAGGAAGUAGCUCCUGAGGGCCUGGGGUCAUGUGACCCCAGGUGUUAGCGGGGAACUGACCCAGCCAGGCUAAGGCCUGGGGCUCUGAGGUUAAAGCACGCAUUCUUCAGAUUCCUGGAGGAGGAUGGAGGCAGCUUAAGGUGCCCCUUCCCCAUACCAGCCCUGGCUGGGGGCUGGGGCACUGGGACUGCUGAAGUGCUCAGAGGAGUUGGUGUGACUUUUCAGAGGCCUGGAGAUAUUCCUUCCCCCCGCAAAACAGCCUUUGUUUGCUUGGUGUCCAGGGCUGUCUGUGCCCAGACUCCGGAGCACCCCCUGCGCCACCAUGACUGGGCUGCUGAAGAGGAAGUUUGACCAGCUGGAUGAGGACAACUCCUCGCUCUGCUCCUCCUCCUCCUCUGUGUCCUCCUCGGGCCGCCACUCCCGCUCCUGCUCCCCAAGCUCUUCAGUUUCCCCGGCCUGGGACUCGGACGAGGAGGGUCCCUGGGAUCAGAUGCCCCUGCCUGACCGUGACUUCUGUGGCCCCCGAAGUUUCACCCCCCUGUCUAUCCUGAAGCGGGCUCCCCGGAAGCGCCCAGGCCGCGUGGCCUUCGAUGGCAUCACCGUCUUCUACUUUCCUCGGUGCCAGGGCUUCACCAGCGUGCCCAGCCGUGGCGGCUGCACUCUGGGUAUGGCCCCUCGCCACAGUGCCUGCCGCCGCUUCUCCUUGGCUGAGUUUACACAGGAGCAAGCCCGGGCCCGGCACGAGAAGCUCCGCCUGCGCUUGAAGGAGGAGAAGCUGGAGGUGCUGCAGUGGAAGCUUGCAGAGGCUGGGGUGCCUGAGACGGAGGCCAGCCCGCCACUUACCGUGGACGCCAUUGAUGAUGCCUCUGUGGAGGAGGACUUGGCAGUGGCCGUGGCAGGCGGCCGGUUGGAGGAGAUAUCCUUCCUACAGCCCUAUCCAGCCCGGCAACGGCGGGCUCUGCUGCGGGCUGCCGGUGUGCGGAGAAUCGAUCGUGAGGAGAAGCGGGAGCUGCAGGCUCUGCGCCAAUCCCGAGAGGACUGUGGCUGUCGCUGCGAUAGGGUCUGCGACCCUGAGACCUGCAGCUGCAGCCUGGCGGGCAUCAAGUGCCAGAUGGACCACACAGCAUUCCCCUGUGGCUGCUGCAGGGAGGGCUGUGAGAACCCCAAGGGCCGUGUGGAAUUUAAUCAGGCACGAGUUCAGACCCAUUUCAUCCACACACUCACCCGCCUGCAGCUGGAGAAGGGGGCUGAGAGCCUUGGGGAGCUGGAGCCUCCUGCCCAGGGUGGCCCACCCAGCCCUGGUGAGCAGGUCUUGGCCCCCACUUUCCCACUGGCCAAGCCCCCUGUGAGCAGCGAGCUGGGAGACAACAGCUGCAGCAGCGACAUGACCGAUUCCUCCACUGCAUCAGGCACCAGUGAGGCCCCUGACGGCUGCACCCACCCGGCCCUGCCUGGUCCUGGCUUCCCUCCUAGUGUGGAUGAUGAUAGCCUGGUUCGGAUCUUGAGUUUCAGUGACUCUGACCUGGGCGGAGAGGAGGAGGAGGAAGAAGAAGGGGGUGUGGGGAGCCUCGACAACCUCAGCUGCUUCCACCCAGCUGACAUCUUCGGUACUGGUGACCCUGCUGGCAUGGCCAGCUGGACCCACAGCUAUUACAGUUCUAACCUCACAUCAAGCAUCCUGGAUGAAAACGCCAACCUGGAUGCCAGCUGCUUCCUAAACAGUGGCCUUGAAGGGUUGGGAGAAGGCAGCCUCCCUGGCACCUCAGGGCUGCCCAGCAUGGACGCCGGCCAGAGCAGCUCAGUGGACCUCAGCUUGUCUUCCUGCGACUCCUUUGAGCUGCUCCAGGCCCUGCCAGACUACAGUCUGGGGCCUCACUACACCUCCCGGAAGGUGUCUGACAGCCUGGACAACCUUGAGGCACCCCACUUCCUCUUGCCUGCCUUUUCUCCGCCUGGGGAUGCCAGCGCUUGCUUCCUGGAGUCCCUCGUGGGCUUGUCCGAGCCAGCUGCCGAGGCCCUGGUGCCCUUCAUGGACAGCCAGUUGUUCGAGGAUGCUGCCCCAGCGUCUCUGGUGGAGCCUGUGCCUGUGUGAGGACUGAAGUGCCUUUCUCCGGCCCCAGGAGCCCUGUUGCUGCUUUGUUGUAAUUUGGGGGCUUCCUGAGGUCUGUCUGGAACGGUCUCCCGUGGGCUGGCUCACCCACGUGGGCACUCCUAAUUUUCAGGCAACACUCUGGAUUGAUUUAUUUAUUUUUGUCAUUUUCUGUGCUAAGAGGGGGUGGGGAGGGGGCUUCCUCUUUCAGCUGCCCAGCCCCCGCACCCUCUGCCCCCACAGUCCCUUCCGCUUGCACGGCGCCGUGCCAGGAAGCGGAGGGAAUGUGGCUCCUCUGGAGCUUUGCAGACCCCUUUUCAGUCUUGUAUGAUGUUCCUUGGCCCAAAGACAGCGAGACAGGGCUGAAAUCAGCCACUUCUUAUGGCUUCUCCUGCCACCGUGAGCCGUAGACCCAUGGGUGGCUGAAUCCUCUGGACUGUGAAGACUAUAAUUUAUUUCCAUAAUUUAUUUGGAGACUAAGUGGCUUAGGCUUCUCCUCUUUGGCUGGUGGGCAGUGCUGGGGUCGGGUGGGGUGCAGACCCCUCUGAGUCCCUUUUGCCUUAUAGUCCUGCAGCCCUGCCUGUCUGGUCUUUGGUGUAGACCAGACAGGGUGUGGAUCUGAGCCCUAUGUCGACUAUGGCAGCUGCCUGGCUCUGGAUGGCUGAGCAGGGAGGGGCUGCCCGGGACAGCGUCUGGGCAGGGGGAGGGGCUGGGCUGACCAACCAUGACCAAAACCCUGUUCUGCCCCACACAGCCCUCUCUGCUUCCUGUCCUCUGCCCCAUCUUCCCCGUUCCCAAAGGUCACAGCCUUUAUUCGGCCCUUUAAUGUAGGAGGGGGAAGCAGGAGGCCCAAAGAGGGCCAGGGGUUUGCCUCAGGGCCUGCAGCAUGCCCCUGACUACUAUCUCAGGGCUUUCUGGGCACUGCACUCCAGCCUGGUCCACCUGCCCAUGCCCUAAGGCCAGCUGGCCAGGGACAAGGGGUGGCUCCUUAUGGCUUUUAUGCCCUUCGUUUGCUGAUGUUGAAUUCCGCAUCAUAAUUUCUAUAUUGUCCCUGAGUAUUAGAACUAUAAUUUAUUCAUUUUUCUCUGUGUCUGUGCCAAGAAGCCCAGGCUCCGGGCCUUCCCUCUUACCCAGGAGGCCUUGCCAGCCUGCGUGCUUGUGGGAACACUUUGUACCUGAGCUUACAGGUACCAAUAAAGAGGCUCUAUUUUUAA
Messenger RNA from Diceros bicornis minor, 4144 nucleotides. RefSeq names its product cysteine and serine rich nuclear protein 1 (gene CSRNP1). The transcript is spliced from 5 exons. Bases 1164 to 2933 code for a protein of 589 amino acids. Lineage: Eukaryota; Metazoa; Chordata; Mammalia; Perissodactyla; Rhinocerotidae. Gene Ontology annotation, molecular function: sequence-specific DNA binding; DNA-binding transcription factor activity, RNA polymerase II-specific. The record is from RefSeq and is a predicted model, not a curated record. Gene Ontology annotation, cellular component: nucleus. Gene Ontology annotation, biological process: regulation of transcription by RNA polymerase II.